CUGGAGGGGAGGACUCGGGAGCGCGACCAGCCGAGGGAUCGAUCGGAUUAAACUCGAUUUGAGUGAAAUUAACACAAAGGAGAGAAGAGCGACGCGCACUCAUCGGCGAGGUCGCAGGCGCGAGACACGCCGGAGAAAUAUUUCACGGAUAAGAAACUUGAACUUUUUUCUUCUUCUUCCUCCUGUUUAUUUAUAUUUCAAACGGGGGGAGAAAAAAAAAAGGACCACGGCGGAUUUUUUUUCUUCCUCGAACAAGCGGAGAUACUAACGAGGAGUUGAUUUGAUAAAAGCCGAAGUGACCGAGCUCGUUGGGAACCUACAUUAGGAUCAUGGAGUAGCAAGCUUCAAAUUAGCAGUUAGCUGAUUAGCUCCUCACUGCACAACACACCUCCCUACCAUCCAGUCCCCCCCCCACCCCCCAUCUGCGGGCCCCCCACCCAGCCAUGGCGGACCCCGGGAUGUUGAGUUUAUUCGGGGACGAUGCAGGGCUGUUCUCCGAUGAAUUGGAUGGUUUAGGGGACUGCUUUCCCCAGCAGCCGGCCUCCGCCCAGUCCAACCCUUUGGCCCAGGAGACGAAUCCCUCUCUGAACCACGAGCAGCAGGGAACCAGGAGCUACCACCAGGGGAUGAUCCACAGCACGGUGCCUGGUCCCGGGCAGCCUAAACUGGGGCAGAUCUACGACCACGGCCCCUACACGGGCUACGAUCAACCCGGGGCCCCCGGAGGACGAAUGAUUGCCCAGAACGGUCCCAGCCAGGGGCCGCCGAACGUGAACACGGCCAUGAAUGGUAUGGCUUCCCACUACCAUAACAACCCAGCUAACUCUAGCAACCCCCUCCACGGGUACCCGGGCGACGCGGGCGGAGGAGGAAGCGGGGGUGGCGUUUGGGGCCAGCAGCAGCAGCAAGCGCAGCAGACCAGAUCGGCUUAUCAGCAGCCUCCGGCACAACCGGGGGGCGGGCCCAACCAGAUGGGAGCCUACCAGAUGUCUCAAGGCAACUACGGUGGGAUGCAAGUCACGCCUACACCCAAUGCAGCUCGCAUGAACCAACUCUAUCCGUCGCAGAGCAUGGUGCCCCCUCCGGCUCAAGACCCGGCUCACUACCUGGGGCAUGUUGGAAUUGGUGGUGCUCAGAUGAGACACCCCCAGCCCCAGUCACAACCCCAGGGCUACCCCAACAUGGGCCCCACACCCCGAUACCCACACUCCCCCUCCCGACAGCCGCCGCACCAACAAGGCAUGGGAGGGUUUGGGGGCGCCCAGUACCCUGGCUACCAGGCCCAGUAUGGAGCCAUGGGACCUGGGAUGGGCCAGAGUGCCAACUCUAAUGUCAAUGCUAACACAAGCCAGGCCAUGGGACCAGCGCAGCUCGGCCAGAGGUUUAACCAGGCAUCAACCCCAGCCGCUGGGCCACAGGGGCAGCGAUACCCUCCUGGACCGGCGCACCAAGCCCAGCCCCUUCCGACCCAUUCUGCCCCGAUGCAGCAGGCGGGGAAGCAGGGCCAGCCUAUGCACCCUCAGAGUCUGCCCCAGACCCAGAACCAGCCCCAAUCCCAACUUGUCCCCCCAGCUCAGGGAACCUACCCCUCCCCCUCAUCCAUGUCCCCCAUGCGGGUUCUGGGAACCCCGACCCCUCCUCCCCAGCAGGGCAGACCCCCCAGUGCGGGGCUAGCUGGGGCCCCGGAGGUUGCAGGGUACACAGCCCUGCAGUCUCAGCCCAAUGCUCUGGCCCAGAGGCCUCCCCAAAUCCCUCUGUCUGCCCCACAACACCAGCAGCCCCCCAGUGCGGGGCAGAUGUACACCGGCCUGGGGCCACAGCGCGGUCCUCAAAUGGGGCCCAGCAGGCCUCAGCAAGGGCCUCUGGAAGCUCCCGCCUGCCAGGGGGGGGACCAGCGUCUGCUCCAGGCCCCGCAGCAGGGCCCCCGCAGCGGGCUUCCCAACCCCAUGGGUUUCCAGGGUCCGGUCGUCGGGCAGCACGGCGCCCCGCUCCAGGGCUUGGCGGCGCCCGCCCAGAGCGCUCCGGUGCAGCACGCGCACAUGUCCGCCCAGCCGCACCACCUGCAGAGCACGCCCCCUCCCCCCAACCAGGCCGCCCACCCCUGGGCGCCUCCCGCCUCCCACUCGCUCUCCUCACCCCCUCUCACCCCACAGAAAGUGCCUCACGUACAGCAUUCCCCCAUCGACCCGUCGGGCGACGCCUCAAUGAAGGUUCCUGACCGGCCGGCGGUCGGCGUCUGCUCCCCCGGCCAGCCUAUCAGCACAGAGCAGCCCGGCAACCAGGAGACCAAGCCAAAAAAGAAAAGGAAGAAGAAAGCAAAAGUGGCGAGCGGAGAGAAAGAAGAGGGAGGGAAGAACGCGGCAAGAGAAACGCCGGCGGCGGCCGGAGGCGCAGAGGAAGACGUGAAGUCUGAAUUUCCCGGCACAGGAAGUGAUGCGGGUGAGCGGGUGACUGGCAAAGGAACGGUAGAGGGAAGUUCACCACCGGUGGAGGAGAAGAAGAAGCGCAAAAAGAAACCAAAGGAGAAGGUGGAGGGCAAGGAGCCCAAGACCCCGAAGACACCCAAGACCCCCAAAGAGCCCAAGGAGAAGAAAACCAAGAGCUCCACGCCCAAGACCAAGACCCCCAAGAGAACCAGCAGUAAGAAGGUCGAGUCUGAGGGCGGAGCCAGCGCUGCUAAGAAGGAAUCCAAGAGGAAAAGAGAGCAGUCGAUCAGCGACGACGUGGAGGUGAAGUCUCCGCCCCCCUCGCCUCUCGAGGAGGACGACGAUGACGGCGUACAGAAGCGUCGCUCCAGCCGCCAGGUGAAGAGGAAAAGGUACACGGAGGAACUGGAGUUCCGGAUCUCGGACGACGACAACAACAGCGGAGACGACUCGCCGGCGCCCAAGUCCCCGUCGUCGUCACAGCAACAGGACAUGGUGGAGACAGAGGGGCCCGUCGUGGAGAAGAUCAUGAGCAAACGCAUCACCAAGAAACAGCUGGAGUCGGGGGAGGAUCUGGAGGUGGAGGAGUUCUACGUCAAGUUUAAGGGCUUUUCGUACCUGCACUGUCGCUGGGCAGACCUGGAGGAGCUGGAGAAGGACAAGAGGAUCCACCAGAAGGUCAAGAGGUUCCGGGCCAAGCAGCAACUCAACAGCUUCAUCACAGAGAUGGACGACGAGCCUUUUAACCCCGACUACGUGGAGGUGGACCGCGUCCUGGACAUUUCAGAGAGCCCAGACGAGAACGGAGAGACGGUGACCUUAUACCUGGUGAAAUGGUGCAGCCUGCCUUACGAAGACUCCACCUGGGAGCUGAAGGCCGACAUCAACCUGUCCAAGAUCGAGGAAUACGAACGCAUCGCAGCGCGCACACCCAACACUACGAAACUGGAUCGUCCAACUCCAGCCGACUGGAAGAAGCUGGAGGGCUCCGUUGGCUACAAGAAUGCCAACGCACUCAGGGAAUACCAGCUGGAAGGCCUCAACUGGCUCACCUUCAACUGGUACAACUCACGCAACUGUAUCCUGGCGGACGAGAUGGGUCUCGGCAAGACCAUCCAGUCGAUCACAUUCCUCCACGAGAUCUUCAUGAAGGGCAUGGAGGGGCCGUUCCUGGUCAUCGCGCCGCUCUCCACCAUCCCCAACUGGGAGAGGGAGUUCAGGACCUGGACCGAGCUCAACGCGGUGGUCUACCACGGCAGCCAGGCCAGCCGCAAGACCAUCCAGGCCUACGAGAUGUACUACAGAGACGCACAGGGUAAGAUAAUAAAGGGAGCGUACCGCUUCCACGCCUUGAUCACGACCUUCGAGAUGAUCCUCACCGACUGCCCGGAGCUGCGCAGCGUGCCGUGGCGCUGCGUGGUGAUCGACGAAGCCCACCGCCUCAAAAACCGCAACUGCAAACUACUGGAAGGACUGAAAAUGAUGGACAUGGAGCACAAGGUCCUGUUGACGGGGACUCCUCUACAGAACACCGUGGAGGAGCUCUUCAGCUUGCUCAACUUCCUGGAGCCCGAGCAGUUCCCAUCCGAGCCGACGUUCAUGACUGAAUUCGGAGACCUUAAGACUGAGGAACAGGUUCAAAAGCUGCAGGCCAUCCUGAAGCCCAUGAUGCUGAGGAGACUGAAGGAGGACGUGGAGAAGAACCUGGCCCCCAAGGAGGAGACCAUCAUCGAGGUGGAGCUGACCAACAUCCAGAAGAAGUACUACCGGGCCAUUCUGGAGAAGAACUUCUCCUUCCUGUCCAAAGGAGGCCCGGGAGGAGGAGGUGGUGGUAGCGGAGGGGGAGGACCCAACGUCCCCAACCUCCUCAACACCAUGAUGGAGCUGAGGAAGUGCUGCAACCACCCCUACCUCAUUAAUGGAGCGGAGGAGAAAAUCGCCGAGGAUUUCCGCGACGCCCACGGCGGCUGGGCGGACAUGCCGGACAUGGCCCUGCAGGCCAUGGUCCAGGCCGCCGGGAAGCUGGUGCUCAUCGAUAAGCUGCUGCCCAAGCUGAAGGCCGGCGGCCACCGGGUCCUGGUGUUCAGCCAGAUGGUCCGCUGCCUGGACAUCCUGGAGGACUACCUCAUCCAGAAACGGUAUCCCUACGAGCGGAUAGACGGCCGAGUUCGCGGCAACCUGCGGCAGGCGGCCAUCGACCGCUUCUCCAAGCCCGACUCGGACCGCUUCGUCUUCCUGCUGUGCACGCGGGCCGGAGGACUCGGCAUCAACCUGACGGCGGCGGACACCUGCAUCAUCUUCGACUCCGACUGGAACCCCCAAAACGACCUGCAGGCCCAGGCCAGGUGCCACCGCAUCGGCCAGUCCAAGUCGGUGAAGAUCUACCGCCUGAUCACCAGGAACAGCUACGAGAGGGAGAUGUUCGACAAGGCCAGCCUGAAGCUGGGCCUGGACAAGGCCGUCCUCCAGAGCAUGAGCGGGCGGGACAACGCCACCAGUGGGGCUCAGCCGUUGUCCAAGAAGGAGGUGGAGGACCUGCUGAGGAAGGGAGCGUACGGGGCUCUGAUGGACGAGGAGGACGAGGGCUCGAAAUUCUGCGAGGAAGACAUCGACCAGAUCCUAAAGAGACGAACCCACACCAUCACCAUCGAGUCCGAGAGCAAGGGCUCCACCUUCGCCAAGGCCAGCUUCGUCGCCACGGGAAACCGAACCGACAUUUCCCUGCAGGACCCGGACUUCUGGCAGAAAUGGGCCAAGAAAGCCGAGCUUGACCUGGACGCCAUCAACGGACGGAACACGCUGGUGAUCGACACGCCGAGGGUGAGGAAGCAAACGCGGCACUUCAGCAGCGCCAAGGAGGACGAGAUGUUGGAGUUCUCCGAGCUGGAGAGCGACGAGGACGAACCGAGCAAGCCCUCGUCCAAACCCCGGAGGCCCCAGGACAAAGCCCAGGGGUACCCCCGGUCCGAGUGCUUCAGGGUGGAGAAGAACCUGCUGGUCUACGGGUGGGGCAGGUGGAGCGACAUCCUGGCUCACGGGCGCUUCAAGCGGCCCCUGAAGGAGGCGGACGUGGAGACGAUCUGCCGGGCGCUGCUGGCCUACUGCCUGCUGCACUACCGCGGAGACGAGAACAUCAAGAGCUUCAUCUGGGACCUCAUCACCCCGAGUGCUGACGGGACCACCAAGACGCUCACCAACCACUCCGGUCUCUCCACUCCAGUCCCUCGGGGCAGGAAGGGCAAGAAGGGGAAGCCCCUGGCCCCGCCUCCACAGACGCCGCGAGCCGAUUGGCUGGCCAGCUGCAACCCGGACCACUUACUGCAGGAGGAGAGCUACAAGAGACACCUGAAACACCACUGUAACAAGGUGCUGCUGCGCGUGAGGAUGCUCUACUACCUGCGACAGGAAGUCAUCGGCGACCAGGCCGAGCGCAUCUUGGAAGGAGCCGACUCCAGUGAGCUGGACAUCUGGAUCCCUCAGCCGUUCCACGCCGAGGUCCCGACCGACUGGUGGGAGAGCGAGGGGGACAAGUCGCUGCUCAUCGGCGUCUUCAAGCACGGCUAUGAGAAGUACAACUCGAUGCGGGCCGACCCCGCCCUGUGUUUCUUGGAGCGGGUGGGCAUGCCCGACGCCAAGGCCAUCGCCGCGGAGCAGAGGGGCUCCGACAUGAUGGCAGAUGGCGUCGAGGGUGAGGAUGAGGAUCCAGAGUACAAGCCCCUGCGGAUGCCUUUCAAAGAAGAGAUGGACGACUUCACCAACUCCCCACUGGACGACAAAGACAACAUCGUGGACGCCGACGCGGAAGUCAAAUUGGGUGAGAACGGCCAAGCGGUGGGCGGAGCCUCUGGCUCCAACGAGCGGCUCUACUGGCCGGCGGGCUCGGCGCUCACCGCCCGCCUGCGCCGCCUCAUCACGGCCUACCAGCGCUCCAACCGCAGGGAGCAGCUCCGCCAGGAGGCCCUCAGCCGGCCCGACGGGCGGCGGCGGCGCCGCAGGGAGUUCCUGCCCGCCGACGGCACGGUUGCCGACUCCGGGGCCGGAGGAGGGGCGACUUGCAUCCAAGACGGAGCGGCGGUCUUCCUGUCGGACGGGACCCAGUACCUGACGAAGGGAGGCGCCUACUUCGCCAAAGGUGGGCCCUUCCUGCCGGAGGCGUCGCCGGUGAUGACCGCCGGCUCGCUGAUGACGGACGGAGCGAUGUACUACAAGGAGCGGCGCCAGCGGUGGACUCGCCGCGAGGAGGCCGACUUCUACCGCGUGGUGUCGACCUUCGGGGUCGUCUACGACACCCAGCACAAGAAAUUCGACUGGGCUCAGUUCAGGGCCUUCGCCCGGCUGGACAAGAAGACGGACGAGAGCCUCGAGAAGUACUACUACUCCUUCAUCGCCAUGUGCAAGCGGGUCUGCAGGAUGCAGGUCAAGACCGACACGGAACUCCCGGACCCAACGCUGAUCAUCGACCCCAUCACGGAGGAGCGCGCCUCCCGGACCCUCUACCGCAUCGAGCUGCUGCGGCGCAUCCGGGAGCAGGUGCUCCCCCACCCGCUGCUCUCGGAGCGCCUGAAGCUCUGCCAGGCGUCCCAGGACCUCCCCGAGUGGUGGGAGAGCGGCCGCCACGACCGCGACCUCCUCCUGGGCGCCUCCAAGCACGGCGUGAGCCGGACGGACUACCACAUCCUGAACGACACCGCCCUCUCCUUCCUGGACGCCCACCAGCGCUUCACGGGCCAGCGGGGGGGCGGCGCGGCGGUUCAGGGCGACGUCGCCAAGGCGGGGACGGGAGCGCCGGAGAGCAACGCCGCCGCGCCCCUCCUCACUGCCGCGGAGCUGGCGAGCGCUGCGGCAGCUGCCAACGUUGCCGUCAUCGCAGCGAAAGAAGAGGAGGAAGAGGGCAGCGAAGGGAAGGAGGUGAAAAUGGAAACUGAGCAAGGGGACGGUGACGACGUUCCACCAAUCAAAACUGAAACCGUUGAUGAACAGAAGGGAAUUGAGGGAGAGGUCAGAGAGGUCAGAGAGGUCAGAGAGGUCGGAGAAGGGAAGGAGGAAAGCGCUGCUUCGCCGAGAACUGAGGUAGAGGAAGAGGAGGACAAGCCAAAAGUGGAGAAUGAGCAGAAGGAGGAGGAGCCUAGCGUAGAAGGAGAGACGAGCUCCAAGCUGGCAGACGGCCAAGACGAAGAGAAGAGCUCGACUCCCGCCGCCUCCCCCAGGGACCAGACGGAGGCCACCGCGGACUCCUCCCCCAAAGACCUGCCGGGCCUCCAGGAGGCCGAGCAGGAGCACAGGGAGGAGGGGCAGCAGCCGGAGUCUCCUAAAUCUCCAAAGUCGGCCGACACCGAGAAAAGCCUUGAGGAGGAGGAGGAGGAGAGGAUGGACGAAGACGACAAAUCGGAGAAAUCCUCUCAGGCUGAAGCGAGCGCUGCGUCCGAGCAGAAGAACUUUGACGAGGAGAGCAUUGCGUCGCUGAGCACAUCGGCCCAAAACGAAACCAGAGACGGGUUCUGCCCCGACGACCUGCCGGAGACGUCCGCCCUUCAGGCCCUGCAGGACCGCGCCUACUCCUUCUGGCCCAAGGAUCGAGUGAUGAUCAACAGGAUGGAUAACAUCUGCGACGCCGUCCUGAAGGGCAAGUGGCCCGUAAACAGGCGCCACAUCUUCGACUUCCCCAGCAACCUGUUGCCGGGGCACGGCUCUGCCGCCGCCACCACCGUCGCCACAGUUACCGAGAGCCCGCUGCAGAGGCGGAGCCUCCCCGAGCUGACGAUGGCCGGCAUCCCCACGGCUUUCAGCGGGACUGAAGAUAAAACACUAUCGCCACAAGUUCACGAGGACGCUCUGAGUCUGACAGCACCUCGCCAGAGGAGGAGGAGGAGGAGGAAGAUCGAGAUUGAGGCGGAGAGGGCGACCAAGAGGCGCAACCUGAUGGAGAUGGUGGCUCAGCUGAGGGAGAGCCACUCUGCCACCGAGUCCCAGAGCCAGGCCAUCGACCUCACCAAGGGCAUGCACCAUCAGCACAAGGCCUCUCCCUCAAUGGCCGGCUUCCCCAGCGCCCUGGUGACCGGCCCCUCCCUCAAGGCCCAGAUGGAGUUGCUGCAGCAAGCCCCGCCCUCCGGACACAGAGCCAACGGCUCGCUGGAGGUCGACCUGCCCAUCACGAGGAGGAGGCGGGGCCGCAGGAAAAAUGUGGAAGGCCUGGAGCUGCUGUUCAUGGGCAACAAGCGAGCGGAGGACGCCGACGGCGCCAAGGCGUCCAGCGCCGAGGGCGUUCGGGACGCCGCCCGGGCCCUCGGGCCCCUCGCCGUCGCCGAGCCCAGCCCCGGCUCCAGGUCCCUGGCCUCCGGCAGCCUGGAGGAGGAGGAGGGGGCGGCGACCAACAAGGAGCUGGGGGAGUGGCUGAGGCAGCACCCCACCUACACCAUGGACAUGGCCGGCUUCACACAGAAGAGCGAGGACGUCCUGUCUCAGUUCUCCAAGCCCAAGCAGAAGCGUCAUCGCUGCCGGAACCCCAACAAGAUCGACAUCAACACGCUGACCGGAGACGAGCGGGUGCCCGUGGUCAACCGGCGCAACGGACGCAAGAUGGGCGGGGCCAUGGCUCCACCAAUGAAGGAGCUUCCCAGGUGGUUGCUGGAGAACCCCGAGUAUUCCAUCGCCCCCGAUUGGACGGACAUCGUCAAGCAGUCUGGUUUCCUCCCGGAGGCCAUGUUUGACCGCCUGUUGACCGGACCCGUCGUCAGGGAGGAGGGCGUCCGUCGUCGGGGGCGACGACCGAAAUCUGAGAUCGCCAAGGCCGCCGUAGCCGCCCAGGCAGCGGCGGCGACGCACGCCGCCCAGGCGUCGCUGGCCUCGGCCGCCUCAUCGGGUGGCCUCAACCCUCUGCUGCUCAGCAGUCUGUUCGGGGGCAUCGACCUGUCGUCGCUGCAGAGCCUCCAGUCCCUGCAGCUCGCCGCCGGUCUGAUGGCGUUCCCUCACCCCUCCGACCCCAAGCAGGCCGCCGCCUCCAUGUUGCCCCUCAUGCUGCCCGGCAUGGGCGGCCUGCCCACCAUGUUCGGCUUGGGCGGCCUCUUCGGCGGGAACCUCGUGACGGUCGCCUCCUCGAACUCCCUCGCCGCCGCGUCUCGGAACACCAACGGGACGACGGCGGGAGACGGCGACGAGACGGCCAAGAGGAAGAGGCGAGAGGGAGACGACCGCGAAGACGAGGAGGAAGAGGAGGAGGCCGACGGGGACGGAGCGAAGAAGCCGAGGAAGAAGGAGAAGUCGUUCUCCUCCGGCGCGGCCGACUCGUCGUCCGACAUGUGCAUGAACGGCGACGCCGCGGCGCUGCUGGCCGCCGCCGGCAUGUCGGCCGGCUCCUUGGCCUUCAACCCGUUCCUCCUCUCCACCAUGGCGCCCGGCCUCCUCUACCCCUCCAUGUUCCUGCCGCCGGGCCUCGGGGGGCUCAGCCUGCCCGGCUUCCCCGGCGCCUCCACCCUGGCCGACCUGCAGAACGCCAUGGCCGGAGCCCUGGGGGGCGGCGCCCUGAUCGCACACACCCCCAAGGAGGAGGAGCUGGAGGAGCUGGAGGAGAAGGCGGGGCUAAAAGCUUCAGGAGCGGAGGACGAAGAGGAGGAGGAGGUGAUGGGGGGAGGAGGAAAGAUUGACUUGGAGGAUGCAGCGGAGGAGACGAGAGGCGACGACUCAGCCCCCGAGGAAGAGGAGGGCGGGGGGAAGGCAGCGUCUCCACAGAAGGAGAAGAGUGACUGAACCGACUGGCCGAGGACAUUUCCUCCUCGCCACGUUUACACGCCUCCGCCAGAAAAACCCAAACUAUCACCGAUCCUGGUUUAUUUUUUGUUUCUCUUCUUUAUUGUUGUUGUUUUCUCUUUGUUUUCACCUCUUUCCAGAGCAGGUUGAUUUGCUGGCGUGUGUUAAGUUAAAUCUCUGAUGGUGUCGUCGGGGACGCUCGGCCGAACGCUGCACUCCAACAAAUAGAAUUCCACAAAGUUCCAGUAGUGCAUUUAUUGUUGUUAUUAUUAUUGCUGCUUUCAGCUCUCAGAUCUUUAUUGUUUGCUUCCCUCGUCGUCUGGAGUGCCGGGUCGGCGGCGGCGUUCUUUCUAAACAUCAAGUUCUCAAAGAAAAUAAACCUGCAUUACGGCCGUCUGACGACGCUGCUGCGAGAGGAAUUGUGGGUAAUGUAGUUGUGGUGGCCGUUCUGGUUCAGAGCAGGCUGUUUUUUUAUUUUGUAUUCUAGUUCUCACAUAUCAGACCAGGUAGACUGAGGAGGUAAAGUGGACUGGACUAGAACUCAAGUCUCACACACACAAACACACCCCCCCCCUGGAGCCCCUCUGUCAUGUGACUGUUUCCCUACUGAACCGAUACUGUUGACCAGUCCCACACUGUCGUUGAGUCUUUCCACUGCCACGUCUGAAUCCUGUGUCUCUUGGCGGCGGCUGGUUCUGUGUCCGGGGGGAGGGGGGGCCGGCGGGCUGGGUCGCCCCCCCCCUCAUCGGGCCGUUCCAUCAGCCGUCCCUGCUUGGAGUUUUUUUCUAUAUAUUUUUUUCUGUGAAUGGGUUCGGAGCGGUGGUCCUCACAGGGAUGUGAUGUUUCAGGUGUUUUGUGUAAGGGGGGUCGGGGGGGGGGGGGAGCACAUGCAAAUGGUUUCUUUUGUAUUUUUCAUUCCUCGGUCGCUGCCACAUUUUUAUUCUAUUUUGUUGUUUUUUUCCUUCAUGUCCCGGUAGUUUCAGACCACGUGCUGCUCCCUAGUGACCUCCUUCUCUUAAGACUGUUUCUCUAGUCACACACACUGACACCGGGCCCGAGACACGGGGCCCCACCGGGGCCGACUUUCCACAUGAAGUUCAACUCGACUUGCAAACGCUUGAGAAAUGCCGGCGGCGCCCGAUUUGUCUCCUUUUUAUUUUUUCUCCCCGAGGCCAGUUCGAGUGUCGGAGGCGACUCGAGCGCCGCAAGUGGUUCAAAUAUUUGAAAGUGCAUUCAAAUAUAUAUAUAUAUAUAUACACACACACACACACACACACACACACACAGUGGCCAGGUCAUGUUAACAUUUGCUAUCACAGCCCAGCAGAGAGAGAGAGAGAGAGAGAGGGACUGAUGGGGGAGAUCCCUUGGAUCUGGAAGCCCCCCCCCCCCCCCCCCUCAAGUUUUUGUUCUCCCGUCUAAUGCUGAGACAGCAAUAACCAAGGCAGCUUUUGAAUGUUCCAACAUCACUCUCCCAACACACACACACACUAUAUGAAUAACCACAAGUGUCGUAUGAAUAGAAAAAACUAAACUAAAAACUGUAAAUGAUGACAAAUACGUACUGCAAUCAAUUUGUCUCACUCUGUUCCUGUUGAUGCACUGGUGUUAAAGAGUUAAAAUUAUCAGGUACCUUUAUUACUUAGCUACUUUUUCUUGAAAACAAUGGACUUUUUGUUACUUUUAGCCAGCAAGCUGAAGAGCAUUACCUCAAAAAUUCUUAUCUAGCCUUGAAGUUUACAGACAUACCAUGUAAAUGUUUUUGUUUUGUUUUUCUUCUUUUUUUUUUUUUGGAUGUUUGUCUUUGUUUUUUGUUUUUUGGAGACAUCAUGUAUGAUGAAUUGUAGCUAUGAUGCUUUUAAUAAAAGUGAAUCAUGAUACUCGCCUAGGAAACCAAA
This is a messenger RNA of Pseudoliparis swirei, 12067 nucleotides long. RefSeq names its product chromodomain helicase DNA binding protein 7 (gene chd7). Gene Ontology annotation, molecular function: protein binding; ATP-dependent chromatin remodeler activity; ATP binding. The transcript is spliced from 41 exons. The record is from RefSeq and is a predicted model, not a curated record. The coding region runs from base 444 to 10169 and encodes 3241 amino acids. Lineage: Eukaryota; Metazoa; Chordata; Actinopteri; Perciformes; Liparidae.